Funneliformis geosporum is the source of this 558-nucleotide messenger RNA. Lineage: Eukaryota; Fungi; Glomeromycota; Glomeromycetes; Glomerales; Glomeraceae. The record is from the annotation of a GenBank genome assembly.
AAAUUGUCCAAGAAGUUUUUGGCUCUUUACCAGAAAAAACAAUGGAGUUUGAAGUUUUUGAUAUAUCUAAUAUUGCCACCCCUAACAAAUUUUCACCAGUUAAUUCGCCUUCGAAUAACAACAACAAUAAUAACACGAAAGUUGACGAUAUUCCUGAAAGCUCUUCUUUAACUAAAGAUAGUUCAAAACUUUUGGACCCUGAUGAAUAUCUCGAAGAUAAUGAUAUGGAAGAAGACCUAAAAGAUUUCACAGUUGUUACCAAAGCUAUCCCUUUGCAGUUGCUAGUCAUAUUAAGAGUUUCAGUUUGUCACGUCAAUUUGAUGCAUUCUGUAAUUGUCUAUUUUACGACGUCAGACGUGGCUACCACAGCCUUACCCAUGACUAUUCCUGAUCUUAAGAUCGACACUUUCUGUGAUUUCUCCCAAUACAAAGCUGAUAUGCAAUUUAAAGAAAGAACUAUUCAUGUCACCGAUAUUCCUCUACAGAUAAAGCCUGCCAAUAUCAAACAAGUUUUUGCCAAAUAUGGAACUGUUACUGACUUUAAAAUGAUAGUAAGAG